CUCGAGCAGCAGUGGAGCCUUUGAUCCAAAUCUCGGCGCGCUACCGACUCGCUGCUACACCGUGUGCUUCUGGAGCCAUCCAGCGUGCCAGUGCGCGGUACACGACGUGAGCGUCCACUGUACGGGACACGGGCCUGCGACUCGUCGCCGACAGCGCCAAGCCGCGCCUUUCGCGCGACCUGACAGGGCCUGAUGAGCGGCGGCUCCGACCGCGCCUCCUUCUCCUGCUGCCGCCGCUGCAGCUGCACGAUCGCCCUCCGACGCGCGACCAGCGCUCAAUGAAAUGUCCAGAAGGACUGGCUCCUACCGCACCGGCGGCGGCGGUGGUGCGUCUCGUUAUGGUGGCUCCGGAAAUUACUCCGCCAACUGCACGUCGCCUCGGAGCUCCACCUACGGCUCGCCAUCGUACGGUGGCAGCGGUCGCUACAGCGGCACUCGCACACCGAGUUUGAGCGUCUACAGUCCAAGUUACAAGGCAUCGAGCUCUGGUUACGGCUCUGAUUACGGCCGCAAGAGCAGCCGACCAAGCUCGGGAUACGGCUCGGGAUACGGGUCUGGUUAUGGGUCGGACUACGGGAAAAGUCCCACCGCUGGGUACACAUCCGACUACGGGCGGUCGGGUGGCUAUGGGUCAGACUACGGUAGCCGCAACAGUGGCUACGCAUCGGACUACAACAGGUCAAGCACGCUGCCGCGACCAGGCAGCACCUACGGCCGGCAGUCUUCGCAUCAGGGUGCACCGGGGCCGACGCCCGGCAGUGGCAGUUACAGCACCUAUCGGCGUCCAUCGUCUGGGGGCAACAGCGUGGCCAACGCUGUCAAGUUGUUCGGAAGCCUAGCUCUUCGCGAGGAGGGGGGCGCCUCCAAGCCGCCGGUGUCGCGGAGCUACUCAGUCAAGUCCAAGGAGAACACAGCACAAGCGCCAUUCCGCAUGCCAUCUCGAGAAGAGUCCAAAAGCUUCGUCAAUGUGCCCGCGAGAUCCGAUGAAGAACAGCCAGACACGGCUGAAGUUAAGGCGACCAACGAUGCCAACCUGGCCAAAUCCGAAUCAAAGAGCGGCAAGCGUGGUCUGGCCCCGGCAGACUUCACUUCAACAUCCGACUCGGAGGAAAGCGACGACGACCAGAGUGGAGACGAGGAAAACCAGGCAGAAGGCGGCGUGAGUCGAAGCACCUCGGCGACCGACGCUGUGGGGGACAAUGGCCCGGCCCGGCGAGCCGCUGGUCUACAGGUGGACUCCGCCGACUCUUCAAGGUACAGCGGCCCGAAAAGAACGACGUCAUUUAAUUCUGCCAUACCAAGACAGAUAACCAGGAGGGGCAGUGCAGGGAGUCAUGCACUGUCCGCGAGGAGUCGAAGCAGCGCCUCUCUCGGUCCAUCAACAUCCCCGGCAAGGACACUGUUCCUGACAAAUUCAUGCUCCCGAAUUCCAGUGCUCAACGGAUCAACAGUGAAGAAGACGCCAAGCCCACCUAGGGCAGCGGCGAUUUCUUCCGCCACGAGCACCUCCUGCGAAGAGGAAUGCGAAACUGAACAAAAUAAGGACUUCAGAAAGUCUGUGCUCAACAUGAACCUUACGGAGGAAGAGAGAGAAAUGUACCUGUCGAGGCAACGAGAAGAACGUGAGAGAUGUAACCAUCACGGAGAAACGGAGUACAAAGCGGAGUCGAGCAACGCAACUGAGACGACCACGACAACGGAGACGUCUGAAGACGAAGACGCGGUCGACCUUUCAAGAUCAGCAUCGUCGUCUGUUGGGAGAAGCGGUUCAAAGUCAUUACUACCGGAGCCCGGGCUCCGCAAUAGUGGUUCGAAGACAAUUAUGGCCAGAAGCUCCUCACAGAACACACUACUCUCCAAGAAAGGGAGCAGAGACAACAUUUUGCAAAACUGCCAGAGCAAUGAUCGCCUCCACGACCGAUCUCGAAGCGCAUCGGGCGGAGAUCUGUUGGAAGCGACCACUACUACGGACGACGAAGAAGACGCGUCGGAGACCCGCAGCCGACGCGUGCGCCGGCCGCUUCGUCGCAAGGGUUCGAAGGAAAACAUGUUGGACGCGGAGCCAGUUGGAAGCGUUACAGCUGCGGUCAAGUACGACCGGCAAGAGUCGUCCAGCUCGGUUGCCUCAUCAAGCACAAGUUCGUCGGAGGCGGCCGAUACCCCGCAGUUGAGCGCCCCCCACGUUACCGUGUCUACUCACACGACGAGCGAAGGGGACGACGAAGACGAGGAUGAUGAGGAUGAGGAUGAAGACAAUGAAGACGAAGUCGCCAGUCUAGCGGUCACGCCCGUUCCAUCAGUUGAUCACUUGUCUCCAGAGCCUUCUGCGGCUGCUCCCGCGGAGGAUGAAGUCCCAGCGCAUGAGCACGACGAGGAGGCUGAAUCAUCUGACGAAAGCGAGAAGGAUGAGGAAGAUGAAGACGACGAGGAUAAGACUCUUGACUUUAGUGGGGAUGAAAAAGAAGUUGCGGUUCCUUUAUCAGACAACGAAAUUGGUGAUACAGCGAAAGAUAUAACCGCUGUUCGCCAAGACAAGGAAAUCGACAGCACUAGCGAGGAAGAGAUGUCCGAAGGCGAAACUAAGUGCGACGUCGAAGAAGCUGUAAGCACAUACAUUCCUGAAGGCGAAACUAAAGAAAUUAAAAGCGAAGCCGAGUCUGAAAAAUCUGAAAGAUCCGAAAUUGAAGAUGAAGAAGAGGACGAAGAAGAUAACGAGGAAGACGUUGAAGAAGAAGCUGAAGUGGAUGAAGAGGAAGAGGAAGUUGAAGAAGUUGUAGAAUUGAAAGGUGAAGAGCCCCGUGAUGAAGUGCAAGUACAGAAGCAAGAAGAAACAAGCAGCACUGAGGAUGAAGCCGAAGCAAAAACAACGUGCGAGGAAGUAGACGCCGUUGAUACUGAGCACACCGUAGAUAUAGAAUGUGUCAAAGAAGCUGAGGUGGAAGACAUACCGGAUAAAGGCGAUUUGGAGCGGCUCCGCGAGAAGGAGAAAACACCUGAACGAGCAAAGGAAAAAGAAAGUGAGGAAGAAGCUUCUGAAGUAAGUGAUGAAGAAGAAGAAAGUGACAAGGAAGUUGAUAGCGACAGUUCGAAAAGAAACGAAAAGGAAGACGUGCAAAAUAUUGGUGAACUUUCAGAGGAUGCCCAGCAAGACACUAAACAUGAAGUCAAAGAUGAAGAAACAUCAGGCGAAACAGAGGAAGAAAGUGAUGCCGAAAGCCAUGAAAAGCAGGAUGACAAUACUGUUUCGGUGCCAGAUGGCGACAAGCGGACAACUCCCGAACAAACUAAAGGUAACAAGAGAAACGAGGCAGAUGAAACAGAGGACAAGACAAAUCUGUCUAACGAAGCUUUUAUUCCCAGACCAGCGUCUCCGAUCUUCACUAGCAUAAAUAAGAAGCCCGAUUCCUUGCCCAGUGAGUUAUCCUCUUCAAGCACAUUCCCCGAUCGUUUUCGCAAGAUUGGAAAUGUUUCUCCUAGGCGCUCAAUAGACGUGGCCGCUAACGCAAGUAAGUCCGAAAUCAAUGCUGAGGGCAUGCACUCCCCUGAGAGGCGGCAGGAAAUAAGCUUAUCAUCGAGUUUCCCUAAACCGACGGUUUCAGAACCCUGCCAGCUUGCAAAGACUCCUUCGUCCCAAAGCGUCACAAGUCCGACACUGCUAAGCCCAGUGGUCACCAACAGGACAGCUGUGCCAUAUGUUAAGCAGCCAGUCGUCGAAGAAACACCCGCUGAAGAAAAGCAAAGCAUAUCUGCGACAUCCCCGUUGUCACCUUUCAGUCAUCCAAGCGUGAGUUCAGUGAACAGGCUGGCUUCCCAGUUUUCCGCUGCCCCUGCCGCAACCCAGUCGCCACCGGCGAGAAGAAGCAGGCCGGCACAUUCCGGGAUUCCUACACCAUCUGUCUGCACUGACUCAAAGACUGAUGAGAACAAAAGCCUGAGUGUAGCCCAACCGCAGACAGUUGUGACCCGCCGCCAGCGGCCCACCUCUUCAGCUCCAUCUAACCAGCAGAGUAGCGUCCCAACGUCAUCGUCGACUUCAGUGGCGCAGGCUUCGAUCUCAACGCCUAGAGUGCGGCCUGUGCCAGUACCGCCACCUGCUGCCGUGUCAUCAGCUCGAGUGAGGCCCGUUCCUGUGGCGCCACCUCCCGUGUCCUUGGUCCGGGUGUUCCCUGUGCCACCACCUCCGGAAUCAUCGGUGGCGCAACCUGCGGCAACGUCCGCGAAGGUGCAGUCAACCGCUAUGCCCGUUUCAACUCCACAGGAGAAAACACAUCUACCUGUUCGAACGAGGUCGGCAGCGCCAACGCAGUUCUUCCCAGCAGUACAAGAAAAGUCGCCCGCCUCUGCGAUUCCAGCGAAGUCAGAGGUGCACACACCGGCGAAGUUUAUGCCAACGCAAGAAAAAAUACAGGCACCUGCAACUCCCGCUAAGCCAGUUGUACAGACACCGACAACGUACCCUGCAGCUCAGCAGAGACCACUCCACGUCGCACCAACUCCACCAAAACCACCGAUAUUGUCACCCUCGGUUCCUGCAGUUCAAGACAAAAUACAAACUCAGCCAACUCUACCAAGAACUCUUCCGCUUCCAACACCUGCACAGCGGCCGACGUCGUUGGAUAUAGGAAAGGACAGCGCUACCAAGGCGCCAGCAGCAGACUCUUUUCUGCAAAGUUACAGGCGGUCGCGAGAGCUUAGCAAAAGUGAUUCGUCAGGACACGUGAAAAGCCCUUCUGUCCUCGCAGCGCAGCGGACAAUUAUUUCCGGAGAUGUGAAACAGGCAACGCCAGCGCCAGUAGAGAAGAAGGCAGCAGAAGUUCCUAAGGCUCCAUCCAUUGCGGCUCCUGCCAAACCCCCCAGUGAACCUUCUCUUCCAAAAACUAAAUUCCAGAAUUCAACAGAACAGACACGAACAGUGUUUGGAAUUCCUCCUCCAGGCAGAAGAUCAGUAGCUCCCGCAAAACCCGCAGAGACGAAGAAAAUCGAGCAAGAAGCGAGAAGGCAACCGGCGCCUUCAAGGCAUAACGACCAGGGGAAGAAUAGCCGAAAGCCGGUGACCAAAUUUAUAGGUUCCUGCAAGGACAUCGAUUCUCUUCUGAAAUACGGUAGUGACGAAGAGCCGGAAACGUUUGAACAGUUCGAAGACCAAUUCGAGAAAGGCGCCGUCAAAAAACCGUCGCUUCCCACGCAGUCAAAAAAGCUUUCUCCAGGGGACAGAGUGAAACAUUUCAUUGGGAAAUUCCAAGACAUUGACGAUAUGCUCGGCGCAGCAGCUGUGCCCGUUUUUCCGCUAAGCCCCAGUGAUCGCAGUCCAUUCGAACGCUCAUUCGCCGAAAGAUGGCCGAAGAAAACGCAGCAGGAUGACAGCGACUCCUCUGGUGAUUCGUCUCUGGAAGAGGUUAAGGUGUCGUCAGUGAAGGUACACGAGUCCAAGCAAGCAAUACGGCCUCGACUUGACGCAUAUACCGAAGAGAUCGACUCCAGUGCAGUUCGUAUCAGGGAGCCCAAAGUGAUGCAGGGACGAAUUACCAAAAGACCAACAAAAAAGUUGGACGACUGCACGCUGCAACUGUACAAGAUCAAUGCGACCGACAACGACUAUGGCAGCUACCUGGAUCUCGAGUCGACAAUCGACGAGCAGGGCGACGACUUCGAAGGAUUCCAGGACAACCGGAAGAAUGCAGUCCUGCUUCGCACCCAACUCUCCGUACGAGUUCAUGCGAUAAUCGAGAAGUUGCUCAACUCGACAGGACGAGAACUGCGACGGGCACUGUUCUCCCUCAAGCAAAUUUUUCAGGAUGACAAAGACCUGGUGCACGAGUUCGUGCAGAAUGACGGCCUCGCUUGCCUCAUCAAAGUGGGGUCCGAGUCAGACCAGAAUUACCAAAAUUACAUCCUUAGAGCUUUGGGGCAGGUUAUGCUCUACGUGGACGGCAUGAAUGGCGUCGUGGAGCACAACGAGACAAUCCAAUGGCUCUACUCUCUCAUUGCUUCCAAGUACCGCCUGGUGGUGAAGACAGCUUUGAAGCUUCUUCUUGUCUUUGUGGAGUACACAGAGAACAACAGUGCCCUUCUCAUGAAUGCCGUCAAUGUGGUUGACCAUGAAAGAGGUGCCAGACCAUGGUCCAACAUAAUGAUGUUGCUGAAUGAAAGGGACUCUGCAGACAUGGAGCUGUUGGUAUACUCCAUGACACUCAUCAACAAGACUCUCAAUGGUAUUCCUGACCAGGACACCUAUUACGAUAUUGUUGAUUCCUUAGAAGAGCAGGGAAUGGAACGACUUAUACAAUAUUAUAUGUCCAAGCAAGGCACCGACUUGGACCUGCUGCAGCAAUUCCGAAUAUAUGAGGCUGUUCUCAAGCACGAAGAUGGAGAUGGAGAUGGAAAAGCUCUGCCUCUUGAUGUUCGGCUAAGGCAAGUUCCUCGUAGUCGCAAGUCAAGUAGUAAUGAUGAAAAUGAGAGGCGGAAAAGCCGGCGCCACUCACUGGGAAACCUUGCGCCGAAUAGCACGAGUCCUUUCAAGCAGCGGCCUUCACCACUUGCCAAGACACCUGAAGCAACCAGCACAUUUCCACAAUGGAGGAGACGGGAUGUGAACCAAAAUGAAGAACCAGUAAAAACACCUGACCAUGGAAAGAAUGGAAUCGCUCACAAUGACGUUGAUACCCCGGAAAUAGAUGAUGUUGUAAAUGGCAUUACUCCUGCAUUGAGACGGCGGCGGGAGCGGGAUGCUCGUAAUCGUUGUCUUAUCAGAGAACAAGAGGAAAAUGGACGUGAUCAUCAGACAACUGUGUCACCACCAGUCCCAUCUCCACCUACAAACUUCACUGAAAAGCAGCCUCAGAAAGGGCCAUCUUUCAUUGAACGCACCCGCUCCCGUUUUGAAAGCCGCAUUGAAGAUGAAAAUAGAAAAAAUCAACAACUUUCUCAACAACAGCAGCAGCAACAACAGCAGUCACCUGCAACUCCUAACUUCUCCCCACUUCAGAGGCCUACGAAUCUGCAUGUGGAGCCACCAAAGACCUUCAAUGCCUGCCCAAACAAAUCGCCACAGCCCUACAUGAGUCCAACACAAAGGGACCCGGGCAAAAAAUCUUGGAUGCUGUCCAUGAUGUAUGGAAAAAACCAAGAAGAGGAAAAUUCGCGUGAGGAGGAGUUAGUUCGACCACCACAGCAGCUGAAAAAAGAUGGUCUGCGAGAGCUUCAAGAUCGUAUUAGUGGAAGGACAACAGACAGCCCAGCCACAGACAUCUCCACGGCUGGUGCUGUCAGUCGAGCAAAGGAAGGGCUUGCAGCAUCACGUUCACGGUCUGACUUCCGAUCACUACUUCCACAGACAAGCUCAUCUUCAAUUCCUGACUUGCUGUGGAAGGCUGACAAUGAUGUGCAGUGGGAACAGUUAGUGCGAUCCAUCAGGCGGCCUCUGCUCAUCAAUGAUCUUGAUUUCACAGACCUAAGGGAUGAUGAUGACACAGAUGUGCUCCAACCAAUGAACUGUGGUGCUGGCCAGCCACCACCACCGCCACCACCCACUGGGGGACUUCCUCCACCACCACCUCCAAUGGGAGGGCCACCUCCUCCCAUGGGAGGGCCACCACCCCCACCUCCACCAAUGGGGGGUCCUUCCUUUGGUGGGCCCCCGAAAGCUGCUCCACCAGCCCCAGCUGCUCCAUCAUGGCUGCAACAGCGGCAGCAGCAGCAGCAAGCGCAGCAGCAAGCUCUCAAUGCCCUUCCACCAAAGAGCAAAAAGACGGUGAAGCUUUUUUGGAAGGAAGUGAAGGUAGACCAGUCGAUGCUGUCAAAGAUGGCUAAGAAGAAGACCAUCUGGGAUGAACUCAAUAGGGUGCAUGUUGACACGCAGAAGCUGGAACACCUCUUUGAGAGCAGGGCCAAGGAAGUUCUGAACAGGGAGAAAAACCAAGAAGGGAAGAAGAAUGAGGUAAUAGUCCUUGAUGCGAAACGCUCCAAUGCCAUUAACAUUGGUAUGACCAAGCUUCCACCUCCAAGAACAAUCAAAACAGCUAUCCUAAAGAUGGACAGCACCAUUAUGAACAAAGAAGGCAUUGAGAAAAUAUUGACGACAAUGAUGCCAGGAGAAGACGAAAAGAACAAAAUCAUGGAAGCACAAAUGGCAAACCCUGAUGUUCCCCUUGGCAAUGCAGAACAAUUCUUACUGACGCUUGCUUCCAUUAGCGAACUUGAAGCUCGUCUCAGACUUUGGGCUUUCCGCUUGGAUUAUGAUGUAAUGGAGCGGGAAGUUGCCGAGCCACUAAUGGACUUAAAGCAAGCAAUGGAAGAAAUUGAAACGAACAAGACAUUUAGGGUUAUACUGGCCACAUUGUUAUCAAUAGGAAAUUUUCUGAAUGGUGCGGAGGUGAAGGGCUUUCAGAUUGACUACCUGGCCAAGGUUCCUGAAGUGAAAGACACUGUUCACAAGCACUCAUUGUUGCAUCAUUUGUGCCAUAUGGUCAUGGAAAAGCACCCAGACACCACUGACCUCUACUCCGAGAUUGGAGCUGUCACGAGGAGUUCUAAAGUUGACUAUGAUGAGGUUGCAAAAAAUUUGAGCAAAAUGGAAAGUGAUUGCAAGGCAUCAUGGGAGCACCUGAAAGUUAUUGCUAAGCAUGAUGGAUCAGCCAUGAAAGCCAAACUCUCUGAAUUCCUCAAUGAUUGUGCUGAAAGAAUAGUCAUUCUAGGCAUCAUUCAUCGGCGUGUUCAUAACAGAUUUCACAAGUUGCUGGUGUACUUGGGAUGCCCACCACACUCAAUUAGAGAAACCAAAGCACAGCAAGUAUGCAAAGUCAUCAGUGAAUUUGCACUGGAGUAUCGUACGACAAGAGAACGUGUCCAACAGCAAUUUGAGAAGAAGGCAAACCACCGGGAAAGGAACAAGACACGUGGAAAGAUGAUCACUGAGAUGGACAAGUUCAGGACAAAAGAGCAGCAAGCUGACCAAGAGUUGAGGCAGCUUCUUGGAAAUGGAACCUCUGAUGUUGAUGAACCCAAAGGAGGGAAAUGGGGAACUGUACCUGGCAUGCGCGCACGGCCAAGGAUACCGCAAGGCCCUGGAGGGACCCUUGGUCGGCACAGUACUCCAACAAGAGAUGACAACCUGACUGAUGCUGAUGAUGAGAUCUUAGAGAGCCUUGUCAAAACAGCCACAGCACAGCCAGCACGAAAUGAGCCUCGCAUUCGCAAGAAAGCUCGCUACGGUGAUAGAAAGUCACUUCGCCGUACCUUAAAGAGUGGGCUGGAUCUUUCCGAGGAUGAGCGACGUUCUUUGGCUGCAAUGUCAUCUUAGUGUAGUUCAUCCUUGGACCCUUAUAGUGGAAGAUGUUCAUGCCAAGCAGUACCGUUUAAGACUUCAGCAUGACAGAAUUUGGAAAAAAUAGCUGAUCUCAAGACGUGCUGUAGGCAGCUUUCUGUUGCCUUCUCUCCUUGGCACUGUAGUGGGGCAUGUUUCUGUCAUUCACUGUUAGAUUGGGAAUCUCACUUGUAAAGAGACUGUAAGGGAUAUUGUGAUCAGGUUAAAACAUGCAUUUUUAGUUUUUCGUUUGAGGCAUACAUUGACAAUAGUGCUGAAGUGACAGAAUCUGUGUGAUAUCAGCUUUUUUUAAUUCUGUGGUGCUCAAGUUGCAAGUCUGUUUAGAGUGUAGACAUGUGUGAUGUCUCAUUUUUCUACAAAGUGUUCUCAUGCAGAUUGCCUUCUUGGCCAUGCAUGAGUACUUUACUCUGAUGACACAUAGUCUGUAGGAUUUGUUUUUCUAUCACCGAUGUUUUUAGAAGCAGACAUGGAGAAUAUGUGAGAGCAUAUAGGCUAAGAAGCAAGUGGGACAUACUCUUGUGGUUCACCAAUCACUCCAUAUGUGAUGUCUUAGUUUCAGUGUAAAUAUGUUGUACUAUACUGAGUAGUCUAGUGAUUGCCAAGUUUCUUUCUCUCUACUUUGCUUCUACUUGCCAUAUCUCUAUAUUCUUGCCCUCCUAUUCUCCAAGACUGAAUGUUGAUGGGUUGUAAAAAUCAAACGCAACUCUAAACAAAGACAGCUCUUGUGUGGUUUGUUUACAGGCAUGACAUAUUUUGGCCAACAACAAGUGAAGUUACUUAAGCCAAGUGCAUUUUGUUAGCCAAUUUGUUUUUGUACAGUGAGAAAGGUUAUUUAUUUGUUUUUGUUCUGAAACCCCUGUGAUCUAUUUUCCAAGAAGUGUUUUCUCGCAGUUACUAUGUCAUGCAUCGACUGAUAGAUUUGUCUUGCAACGGCGACUGCCACUGUAGAAGCUGAGCUUGCAACUGAUUUGCGCCAAAGUGGCCACAGUAUAAACAUAUAGUAGGAGACAUUUGUGUUCCAUUUUACAUACACACCCACACAGAGAGAAGCUGUGGCUUUCCUAAGUCCUUUUGUUUGUUUACUGAAAUGUACAGUAUUAGGUUUUCUUCUGAUGACAAAAAUGUCAUUUUGCUUUGUCAAGGGCAAUUUUUCCUGUAACUUCAGUGCCAGUAGCAUUGCUUACUUCUUCUCAGAGCCUGGUGUGGUUCAAAGUCGUACUUGCAACAAGUACACAAAUUAUCUCAAACAUUCAUUAUGCUCUGAACAAUCGUUGCUCUGUUACUGUCUUAUUCUGCCAAAUAUUUUUUCUUGAGAAGUGCAUCUUUUGUUUAGUCCAAUUUGUUUUUCUUUUCUUCAUUAUGUGAGAUGUUAUGCAGGGUAAGCUUAAAGUACUAAGUCUAGGUAUAUGAAAGGGUAAAAGAAGUGUUGCUUCCCCUGUACACCUUCAGGACUCAGACAGUCUAAAGGUUUAUGAAAAAGAUUGUGACAUCUGCAAUAUUGCCAAAUAAAGAACACAUCUGCCAGUCUGA
Messenger RNA from Rhipicephalus sanguineus (brown dog tick), 10852 nucleotides. RefSeq names its product serine-rich adhesin for platelets (gene Fhos). Gene Ontology annotation, biological process: cortical actin cytoskeleton organization; actin filament network formation. The coding region runs from base 284 to 9298 and encodes 3004 amino acids. Gene Ontology annotation, cellular component: cytoskeleton; cytoplasm. Gene Ontology annotation, molecular function: actin filament binding. Lineage: Eukaryota; Metazoa; Arthropoda; Arachnida; Ixodida; Ixodidae. The transcript is spliced from 29 exons. The record is from RefSeq and is a predicted model, not a curated record.